Drosophila eugracilis is the source of this 1674-nucleotide messenger RNA. RefSeq lists its product as uncharacterized. Lineage: Eukaryota; Metazoa; Arthropoda; Insecta; Diptera; Drosophilidae. The transcript has a single exon. Bases 1 to 1674 code for a protein of 557 amino acids. The record is from RefSeq and is a predicted model, not a curated record.
AUGUGGCAACAAGUGCAGUUGGUGGAGACACCAAAUUGGCUACGAGCUGAGGUUCUCGAACACUUCUGGACACAUUUAAGGGUGGAGAUAAAAUUCAGGACCUUACUCUACUAUCGAUUGAGUUCCUGUGAUUGCUGGUUCGAAGGGUUUUUGGGAACUGAUAAUUCAACGACUUUGCUGUGGAACGACAAGACCUACCCACAUUAUCUUGGCUUUCGACAGGAUAUGGACAUCUUGGCAGUGGUUUGCUUGAGUUUUUCUCAAUAUAAGGAAGUUCUGAAUGCACUAAGCAUAAUACUGGAUCAAAUUCGUAGUAUACCCUUAGUGCUUCAGUUUUGUGGAGAGGAAGAUCCGAUUAAGGAGCAGGAUUCAGCUGGAAUAAUAUUCUACUUGUGUUGGGAGCUGAAGAUGCCUAAUGUGUUGCUGCUUUCAUGGAACUUUUUUAGCACCAGAACAUUCUACGCUUAUGAAAUGUUUCCAAAGUUUAAAGUUAUAAGAAAAGUUUAUGAAACAUACCUCACUCUGUUUCCCUACAAGCUGGGAAAUCUUCAAGGACAUCCGAUUCGCACUUUACCAGAUAAUUCAGAGCCACAUACCAUCGUGCAAAGAUCUUUGAAUGGUUCUUAUGUGAUAUAUGGACCCGUUUGGCGGUUUAUGAUUGAAUUUGCAAAACAUAUUAAUGGAAGUUUGUAUCUACCCGGAAAUCCAGUUACUGAAAGAACCGUAAACUAUGCUCAGGUCGUAGACUUAGUGAGAAACAAAACCGUAGAGAUAGCAGCCAGUUUGAGGCCUUUUGUUCAUGUCCAGCGAAGUAAAGCCCACAUCUUUGGGUAUCCGAUGAUGGUUGGUAAUUGGUGUACAAUGUUACCAGUAGAAAGGGCUAUAACAAGCCAUGAGGCAUUGCUCAGAUUGAUGAAGUCACCUUGGACCUGGCUCUUUUUAGUACUGCUCUACAUGCUGCAUAAGUUUUUGAUCUACAGAAUACGGCUCAACAGUCCAUUAGUUCAUCUAGUGAAACCUCUAACUUUCCUGGCGCUUCUCUGUUUCCUGCAAGCUCAACUUUCGGCCUAUUUCAUAGGACCUCAGGAGGUUAAUCAUAUAAGCAGCAUGCAGCAGGUACAGGAAGCUGGUCUAAAAAUCCGAGGAAUGCGAUCGGAGUUCAUGGAGUAUCCCAUCGACAUAAAGAGUAGAUAUGCCUCAUCAUUUUUGCUGCAUGACGUUUUCUUUGAUUUGGCAAAAUAUCGAAAUAAUUUCAAUACAUCCUAUGGUUAUACAGUGACCUCUAUUAAGUGGGAACUGUACAAGGAGGCCCAGCUGCGUCUUCGAAGACCUUUGUUUCGCUACUCAACUGACAUUUGCGUCCAGAAGCUAUCACUUUUCUCACUGAUCCUGGAAAACAAUUGCAUAUAUCGCUACCAGAUGAAGGAGUUUAUCAUAAGACUACAUGAAGCUGGACUACUACGAUUGUGGUAUCGUCGAUCCUAUUAUGUCAUGGUUGAGGCAGGACGUUUCCAUCUUCGGGACAUCAACACGCACCACCAUGUGCAAGCGAUUCCUUGGUCGGAAUGGCAGUAUAUGGCGGCAACGUAUGGGGUUGGACUUCUAUUUUCGGUGGUUGUGUUUGUCAUCGAGCUCACAAUUCACUGCGUAAAUGUUUGCUUAGACAACUUGUAG